This is a messenger RNA of Gadus macrocephalus (Pacific cod), 1742 nucleotides long. RefSeq names its product leucine-rich repeats and immunoglobulin-like domains protein 2. The record is from RefSeq and is a predicted model, not a curated record. The transcript is spliced from 10 exons. The coding region runs from base 444 to 1658 and encodes 404 amino acids. Lineage: Eukaryota; Metazoa; Chordata; Actinopteri; Gadiformes; Gadidae. Gene Ontology annotation, molecular function: protein binding.
GUAAACAUGCUGGAAGGGGCGGGACCUGAGGUAUCUCAUGUCGUCAACGCGAGGCGCUUUGUUGUUCCUUCGAGACACAAGUCGAGAAAAAAUAACUUUUUGAUUUAAAAUAAGACAAUCUGUGUGAUAAUAGAUUGCAACGAUUAGGGUCGGUGCCAUGGCACUGUGAUCUGGACUGGAGGUGUACGGUAUCAUGUACAGUAUUGGGAAAAGUGCCUUCUUGGAGGAAUACAGCUAGCGGAAGGAAUUCCAGGGAAGACGGGAAAAAUCUCGGCAGGGAUGCCAUCAGCAAGUUGGAAAAAUGUAUUCCACGCCACGAUAUGGGAUUGAUCCACCUCUCCGCGGAAUUAUGUGCACGUUUGAUUAAUCCCCGGUGCCGGAAAGGAGCGUGUUGUGUGCUUUACAACUAUUGUUCGGACAGUUAGCAAGUUAGCCACGUAGCUAUGGCUAGGAAGACAUUUAAAAUGGCGGAGGAUUGGCCCGUGUCUGUGGCCGUCGUCUUCAUGUUGUUGGGGUUGAGUGCCUGUGCACUGGAGCCCUGUCCUGAUCCAUGCUCGUGUAAAAGUGGAUUCGACGAGAUACAUAUCCUGGACUGCAACCGCAAAAGACUUACGACAGCUCCUCGUAACCCCCCUAGCUGGAUCACCCAAGUGAGCAUGAAUCAUAAUGAAUUGACUUCUAUUCCUUCCCUUGGGGACGUCUCCUCCAACGUCACGUCGUUGUCAUUGAUCCACAACCGAAUCUGGGAGCUACCUCUGCAUCAGCUGCAGCCGUACACAUCCUUGGAGUCCCUAGACCUCGCCUCCAACUCUAUCUCUGUGCUCAAGGCCUUCCCCUCCAUGCCGCUCAAAUACCUGAAUCUGAGCAACAACAAGGUCAGCACGCUGGAGCCGGGCUGCUUCGACAACAUCUCCAGCACCCUGUUGGUGCUCAAACUCAACCGCAACCGGCUGGCCCUGCUGCCCUCCAAGGUCUUCAAGCUGCCCAUGCUCAACUUCCUUGAGAUUAAACGCAACAAGAUCAAGGUGGUGGACAGCCUGACCUUCAAGGGGAUGGAGGCCCUCCGCUCCCUGAAGAUGCAGAGAAACGGCAUCACCAAGCUGAUGGACGGAGCUUUCUUUGGACUCAACAACAUGGAGGAGCUAGAGCUGGAGCACAACAACCUGACGGAGGUAAGUAAGGGCUGGUUGUACGGCCUGCGGAUGCUGCGCGUCCUGCAGCUCAGCCAGAACACCAUCGGCAUCAUACGAGCAGACGCCUGGGAGUUCCUCCAGAAGCUCGAACAACUGGACCUCUCCUUCAACCACCUGACGCGUCUGGAGGACACGGCCUUCGUGGGCCUGGGCCUCCUGGAGAACCUGAACCUGGGGGAGAACACCAUCAGCCACCUGGGAGAGGGGGUGUUUGGCGGCCUGGCCAGCCUCCGCAGCCUAGAUAUCCGCAAUAAUGAGAUCUCCUGGGCCAUCGAGGACUCCAUCAGCGUGUUCGAGGGCAUGAAGAAGCUCAACACUCUUAUUCUCCAGAGGAACAAGAUCAAGUCCAUCACCAAGAAGGCCUUCCAGGGCUUGGAGGAGCUGGAGCACCUGGACCUGAGCAAGAACAGCAUCAUGUCUGUCCACCCCGACGCCCUCGCUCACCUGAAGCUGAAAUCCUUGUGAGUGGAUUCUGUUAUCGUGGGCAAAAAACGCUGCCUCAGCUGUGUUUUUAGAAGGAAUGUGUGUUUAAGAUGGAACGGGUGUUUU